AUGGCAGAGUCGAUUGAAAAAAUUGAAGAUGCGGAAGAGUCAGCCUCUCUUGUUGGAAACAAAAAAAGGAAAUUGAGUGAUGACAUAUUACUUGGAAAUCAACAAAAUGUAGUUGUUGUCCAUGCUGAAGUUUAUCAGCCAUGUUCUCCUGCAUCAUUAACAGAACAACCUAUUAAAAAAUUGUCAACAGCACCUAGCCUCUCAACAGAAGCAGAACGUCUUCGAAUUUAUCGUGCAAAAAAAAAAGAGCAAAAACUCCAAGAUAAUCCGGAUGAAAUAUUGGCUGCGUCACCAGUACCAUUAACAAACGCUGAACGUUCACGAAAUUAUCGUGCUAGACAAAAAGAACUACAAAAUAAUCCCGAUGGAAUAGAUGCAUUAUCACCUGUACUUUCAAAAGAAGCAGAACGUGUGAGAAAUUAUCGUGCUAAAAAAAAAGAGCAACAAAAACUCCAAGAUAAUCUUGAUGAAAUAUUAGCUGCGCCACCAGUACCAUUAACAAACGCUGAACGUAUGCAAAAUUAUCGUGACAGACAGAAAUUAAAUUUAGAGACCACAUCUGAUAAUUUUAACAUUGCUAAUUUUUUAGCUUCAAAUCCUGAAUAUUACGACACAGGAGAGGAUGAUGAUGAUGAUAAUCCUACAAAUACAACUCACAAGCAGUUCAAAGUAAAAUUUUUCAAUAAUAAUUUUUUUGGAGUUGUCUGUUCAGUAUGUGACAGAUUAUGGUUCGAGCGAGAUCUGAAAUCUCCGUCUUUGAAAUAUCAGUCAAAGUUGAAUAUUAUUAUUCCAAAUAUCCAACCAGAUGAUAUAUUGUUGUGCGGCACAUGCCGGUCUUCACUAUGACGAAAUAAAAUACCAACUAUGGCUACAUAUAAUGGCUUCAAAUAUCCGGUUAUGCCGAAUCAUUUACCUCCAUUAGACUUAGUUUCAGAAAGAUUAAUAUCUCCUCGUAUUCCUUUUAUGUCAAUUCGAAGAUUACGACAUUGCAAUGGUCAAUAUGGAAUUUAUGGACAAAUUAUCAAUGUACCCGUUUCGGUCAAUACAAUGGUCCAGCAUCUACCAAGAAAUAUUGAUGAUGAUCAUACUAUAAACGUACAUAUAAAACGGCGAAUGACACAUAAAUCAAGUUAUUUAUAUGGCUUGGUCAAUAAGCGAACUAUCAAGGCUUGGUUGACAUAUUUGAUUGUAUCUCCACUCUAUUUACACUAUGAUAUUAAAGUCGAUGAUUCAUUUUUCAACAACAGUGAACAACAAGGUGAGAUUGAAAAUUUGAACUUAGACGAUAUUAGUGAACACAUUCCAAUUGAAGAGAGUCUCAUAGCACAACAGGAGACGUUGAUGUGGAAUGAAGAUGAAUAUCUCUGUCUUGCACCAGGUCAAGCACAGGUUCCUCAUAGCUUAUUAUUUGAUGAACAUGCUGAGGAACUUUCUUUUCCUGCAAUUUAUCUUGGCCAUUUCCGAAAUUUCAGCGAAGGGGUCCAAGUAAAGCCUUUCACAAUGGCUUCAAGUGAGUUGAGACGUUCCGAUCGUCGAGGUGUUACACCACGCCAUCUGUUGUAUAUGGCUAUGAAAAUAAUGAGAUUAAGGAUUCGUGAUAGUCUUACGAUUGCCUUUAAACACGUUGGCAAAGAUAUUAAUAUUACUAAAAAACAAAUAGAAGAUGAAGAAUACAUCAAUAAUUGUCUUGAAACAAAUCUUGCAUUUUUGCGAUCGAUUCCUAACUCAGCUUGGUACUGGGCUCAUCGGAAAAAAGAUUUGUUUGCAAUGAUCAGACAAUUGGGCAAACCAACAUUAUUUUUGACUGUCAGUGCUAAUGAAAUUGGAUGGAUUUCUUUACUUCAAACAAUAUAUAAAUUAAAGAAUAACGGUGCAGUAGUUACCGAAGAAUUCAUAGAGCAAUUACAUUAUAAUGAGAAAGCAACCCUCAUUGACGAAGAUUCAGUUUCUUGUGCUCUUUAUUUUAACAAACUAGUUGAUACUCUCAUGAAUGUCUUAUCAUCACCAAGAUAUAGCCCAUGUGGUAAAAAUUAUGUGGUUUAUUAUUUCAAAAGAAUUGAAUUUCAACAUAGAGGAAGUCCUCAUGCACACACUUUACUUUGGUUGGCAGAAGCCCCAGAUUUUGUUGCUGGUAAAGACUCUGCAAACCUCAUAGAAUUGAUUGAUCGAGUUAUUUCUGUAUCAGCUGAUGAUGCAUCAGGGCAUAUAAAUCUACAAACACAUCAUCAUACAUUCACAUGCUAUAAAAACGUUGUUGGAAAUAAGACAGUAUGCCGGUUUGAAGCUCCAUUUAUGCCAUGUCGAUCAACAAUCAUACUAUCUCCCAUGCAGAAAGAAGAGGAUGGAUUUGGUCGUUAUUCUAGACAUUAUAAAAGUAUAAGGGAUCAACUUGAAAAAACCAAUUAUUCUGAUAUUGAUGAUUUUUAUUUUAAAAACAAUAUUAUGUCAGAUAAUGACUAUCACCAAAUACUUCGAGCAGGAAUCAAAAGGCCUCGAGUUUUUCUGAAGCGCCUACCAUCAGAAAAAUGGCAUAACCCAUUUAGUCCUUUUAUAUUGAAUAUUAUGAAAUCAAACAUGGACAUACAAUUUAUUACAGAUAUAUACUCUUGCGCCAACUACGUAUCUGAAUAUGUCAAUAAAAGUAACCGAGGAAUUAGUAAUCUUCAAAGAGAAAUUAUAAAAACGGUAGACGAACACCCAGAGUUUGAUAUUGUUGACAUUACACGUAACCUCGGUUUAAAUAUGCUCAAUAGUGUUGAAAUGCCAAGUCAAGAAGCUGCCUGGUAUCUUUUAAGAGCUCCAAUGUCAAAAAGCUCUGCUGUCAUUGUAUCGAUUCCAACGGUAUGGCCAUCUGACCGGCAAAGAAUUAGAAAAACGAACAAAGAACUCGAAAGUAUGGAAAUUGAUGAUGAUUCAACUGAUAUUUGGAAACAAAAUUGGUUUGACAAGUAUGAAAAACGACAUGAAGAUUUAGAAAAUAUAAAUUUAGCACAAUUUGUUGCAAAUUAUACAUGUCGCAAAAAUGGCACUUGCAUAAAACGGAAACAAUCAAGAGUAAUCCGUUACAGAAAUCAUGACAUAGGAGAUGACUUGAAUGAGUAUAAAAGAGAAAUGGUUACUUUAUAUGUACUUUUUAGAAACGAAGAUGAAGAGAUCCUCGCUGAGUCAAAAUUCAUUGAAAUAAACGAUACCAAUGAAAACUUGAUACUACAUAACCGUCAAGAAUUUGAAGCCAACUUGGAUAUUGAAAAAAUUAUUGAAAUCAGUAGAAAUUUAUGUCGGGAAGAUGAAUCGUUGGAGGAUGACGAAUCACAUGAAGUGGGCAAUAUAUUAAAUGAGCCUAAUCCUUUUGAGGCAUUUUAUAAUGAUCCUCGUGCUGACAUGAAUAAUGAUCUUCGUCCGGCAGUUCUUGAUCAACUUGGUCCUAUUGCAAAAAAACGAGAGAAUCUAAUGGAUCGUAUUCAAUUCUAUGAAUUGAUGCAAAAAACAAAUGAAAAACAGAGAGGACUCCUGAUGGAAGUGAUCGACCAUCUUCUGUCUCCAAACGAUUCAGCUUUCCAAAUAUUUUUCACUGGCCCAGCUGGUUGUGGAAAAACAUUUGUCAUAAAACUGCUUAUGGAAAUAUAUAAUCGUUACACAGAUAACGACGGACACUGUAAUGCUUACAUCACUUGUGCUUCUACUGGAAAAGCAGCUGUUGCAAUUGAUGGGACUACAGUGCACACAGCUUUCAAAAUAUCUAUUACAACACUCAUGUCACUAUCUUUUGAAGUUGUUUGUCAAUACCGUGCAUUAUUCAGAUAUGUCAAAGUCAUCAUAAUUGACGAAAUUAGUAUGAUCAGUGCUGAAUUAUUAUCAAAAAUCAACACGAGAUUACAACAGAUUACUGGUGAUUUCAAAACAGCUUUCGGAGCACUUGAUGUAAUUUUCAUUGGUGAUUUGCGGCAAUUGCCACCGGUUCGAGCUACAGCAUUUUAUUUGCCAUUAAAAAACUCAAUGGUUGGACCAAAAUUAUGGCGAGGACUAAAAUUUUAUGAGUUGGAUCAAGUUAUGAGACAAGCAAACGUUCAAUUUGCUACAAUUUUAACAAAAAUUGGCAAUAGAGACCGACUAGAAGAAGGGGAGAUAGCUCUUUUGGAAUCCAGAUUCUAUCCGAGGGCUCGAGCAGAUGCUCUUUGUCCAGGUGGAAUCCGCUUAUUCUAUACUAACGUUGCUGUCCAAGAAUACAAUAAUCGUCUUUUAAAUAGUGCUGAAGAUAAAAUUGUAUCUACAGCAAGAGAUGUGUUUGCGGGUUGUUCAUCGACAAAUCAAGAAAAUCUUUUACGUGGAAAACUUCAUAAAAUGUCACUUAUUGAUACAGGAGGAUUACCGUAUAAGACAAUAUUUGUUCUAGAUAUGCAUUAUAUGAUAACAACAAAUAUAGAUGUAUCUGACGGGUUAGCGAAUGGUGCCGUAGGUAAAUUGGUUUAUAUUGAUCUAAAUGACGCAAGAGAAGUUACGAGUGUUUGGUUAGAAUUUCCUAUGGGUAUUGGAAAAAAAACGAGAACAAAAGCCGCUGGAUACGCUGCAGCAAAUAAUAUUAGUCGUACGGCUGUUCCAAUAGGAAAGCGAGCAUCUACCAUUCAUCUCAACACAAGUAAAACUAUUAAUGUAAGACGUUCUUAUAUACCAGUAGUUUGCUCAUCAGCCAUGACGAUUCAUAAAUCACAAGGCACUUUGUCAAGGGUAACAAAUAUUGAGGGACUUUAUAUAACAACAAAAAAUGAUGAUUUAAAAUUUUACCACUGCCGAAGAGCUACCGAUACAACAAAGCGUCUAAGAGAUGAAUUUGCAAGACUUGCUACUAAUCGUUUGGAAACAAUCGACAAACGGCUUAUUAGUUUUAUAAAACAAAACGAAUGUAUAUCAGUUUAUUCGUUUAAUUGUCAAAGUCUUCGAGCUCAUGCAAAGGAUAUUCCAGAUAGCGUUUUUGAAAAUUCGAAAAUACUUAUGUUUUCUGAAACUUGGCUACAUAACAACGAAAAUAUUGAUUUUCAAAAUUUCCGUUGCGUUAUAAAAUACAAGCGGCCAGAUGUUCGAGCAGCAGGAGUUGCAAUUUAUCAUAAUAAACAUGAUGUAACGAAUAUUGUCAGUCCCUCGAUAACUAUGGAAGUGGGAGAAGCACUAUUCCGUAAAUCAGGACAAACACCGAUUGGUGAUUAUUGUGUCGCUGAAUGCAUUACAUCAAACGAGAAAAUAAUAAUAAUGGUUGCGCUUUACAUCUCUCCAAAUAAUAAAAUAGCUGAUAUAAUAAAAUUUAUUCACAAAGCACUAUUAAUAUAUACUGAUAGAGGUGCAGCGCUUUAUGGUGGUGAUGAAAAUCAAUAUGCAAUGAUCUUGAGUGGAGAUUUUAAUGUUAAUUUUGCAUCACCUGAUUCAGCGCCUCUCAUAGCUUUUUUACAUUAUGUUUUCCAUUUGCAAAUGAAUAAUGAUCCAGCAAUAUCAACCACCAGAUCAGGAACAACCAUCGAUGCUAUUUUUACGCGAUACCUGCAUAAUGUUCAAUCUCAAAAUUACGUAUCAUAUUUCAGUUACCAUAAACCUAUUAUAACUACUAUACCGAUUGAGCAGACUGAGAAUGAAUCAUUAGAAAUUACAGAAAUAUAA
This is a messenger RNA of Aphidius gifuensis, 5646 nucleotides long. RefSeq lists its product as uncharacterized. NCBI's taxonomy places the organism in Eukaryota, Metazoa, Arthropoda, Insecta, Hymenoptera, Braconidae. Gene Ontology annotation, biological process: DNA repair; telomere maintenance. The transcript is spliced from 3 exons. Gene Ontology annotation, molecular function: ATP hydrolysis activity; DNA helicase activity. The record is from RefSeq and is a predicted model, not a curated record.